GCGGCCGCGCGGGGGCGGGAAGGGCGGCAGGAAGGAAGCGCCGCUCGGACGCGCCGGGAGGAGGAGCGGCGGCCCGGCCGGAAGGCGGGGAGGGGCGGCCGUUGGCCCGCGGCGGGCCGCUCUCGGCGCCUCCCGGGGCGGCGGCGGCGCCCGCGCCUCCUGCACCCGGCGCGGCGUAGCGGCGGGAGGAAGAUGGAGACCCACAUCUCGUGCCUGUUCCCCGAGCUGCUGGCCAUGAUCUUCGGCUACUUGGACGUCCGAGACAAGGGUCGCGCGGCGCAGGUGUGCACGGCCUGGCGGGACGCCGCCUACCACAAGUCGGUGUGGCGGGGCGUGGAGGCCAAGCUGCACCUGCGCCGGGCGAACCCGUCGCUGUUCCCCAGCCUGCAGGCCCGGGGCAUCCGCCGCGUGCAGAUCCUCAGCCUCCGCCGCAGCCUCAGCUACGUGAUCCAGGGCAUGGCGAACAUCGAGAGCCUCAACCUCAGCGGCUGCUACAACCUCACCGACAACGGCCUGGGCCACGCGUUCGUGCAGGAGAUCGGCUCGCUGCGCGCUCUCAACUUGAGCCUUUGCAAGCAGAUCACCGACAGCAGCCUGGGCCGCAUAGCCCAGUACCUCAAGGGCCUGGAGGUGCUGGAGCUGGGGGGCUGCAGCAACAUCACCAACACCGGCCUUCUGCUCAUUGCCUGGGGGCUGCAGCGCCUCAAGAGCCUUAAUCUCCGCAGCUGUCGCCACCUCUCGGAUGUGGGCAUCGGGCACCUGGCCGGCAUGACGCGCAGCGCUGCCGAGGGCUGCCUGGGCCUGGAGCAGCUCACUCUUCAGGACUGCCAGAAACUCACGGAUCUUUCCCUGAAGCACAUCUCGCGAGGGCUGACGGGCCUCCGGCUCCUCAACCUCAGCUUCUGCGGCGGCAUCUCGGACGCGGGCCUUCUGCACCUGUCGCACAUGGGCAGCCUGCGCAGCCUGAACCUGCGCUCCUGCGACAACAUCAGCGACACCGGCAUCAUGCAUCUGGCCAUGGGCAGCCUGCGCCUUUCCGGUCUGGAUGUGUCGUUCUGUGACAAGGUGGGAGAUCAGAGUCUGGCGUACAUAGCCCAGGGACUGGACGGCCUCAAGUCCCUCUCCCUUUGCUCUUGCCAUAUCAGUGACGAUGGCAUCAACCGCAUGGUGCGGCAGAUGCACGGGCUGCGCACGCUCAACAUUGGACAGUGUGUGCGCAUCACGGACAAGGGCCUGGAGCUGAUCGCUGAGCACCUGAGCCAGCUCACGGGCAUAGAUCUGUACGGCUGCACCAGGAUCACCAAGCGCGGCCUGGAGCGCAUCACGCAGCUGCCCUGCCUCAAGGUACUUAACCUGGGACUUUGGCAGAUGACGGACAGUGAGAAGGUCAGGUGAGGGCGGCAGUUCCAGUUCCCCCGCCCCGCCCUGUUCAUCCCAGGACCACCACUGUUCCGCACACUCACGCGCGCACUUACACGUUCAGGGCAGUGGCCGCGGUGGGGCGAUGACGGAAGCCUGGGCUCUCUUCUCCUAGUCUGGCGCCCCUCUCCACUGCGUCUGGAGUUGUUCUGCUCCCUCUACCCACUCUCCUUUCCCAGUGAGGGGAGAGAUGGACCCUGCUGUUUCUCUGCCCACUCUUCUGCAGGGUAUGGAGACUUUCAGCCACCGACAACUGUAUCCUGGGGCACUGCAUUUGGAAAUGGGGUGGGGGCGGGGAGGGACUAGUCGUUUCAACCCCGAGGAGUUGAGGAAAGAUGCCUGCCUUCACUUACACUUUCAUUUGGAUACUGUGAUCUGGCUUUUAAUUCCAAACGUGUAGAAAGCAAGCCCGACUUGAACAGCCUUCUCAUCCACUUUGUAGCCAGUCUCCUCUCAUCGCUGCCCCUUUGGUAUCUGCAACUCACUUCGGUUCUGGUUUUGUUCUUGUUCUGUUUUUUUGUUUUGUUUUUUAUCUGCUUCCUUUUUAGUUUUCAAAGAAAUUUGAAAUCAUUGUUCUUUUUUCUUUCUGCUGAGUAUAUUCUCAUAUAUAUAUAUAUAUAUAUAUGUGUGUGUGUGUGUGUGUAUGUAUAUAUAUAUAUGUCUGGCUACCUCGUUUUAGUUUACUUUUUUCUCUUAAGCCCUGGAAUUCUACAAGAGAGAUAUUUUGAGAUUGAAACAUUUUUGUGCCUAGACUGGAAAGAUGCCCACUGGGUUUGUAUCUGUUUUUGGUUUUGGCUUCUUCCCAACCUCCCUGUACCCAAUGUGCCCCACUUCCGCAUCCUGGCUACGACCCCACCCCCCACCCCACCCCCAGUCUAUUGGGCUUUGAUGACCCAACCAUGUUUCUAUAUUGAUUUAAUUUAUAGCACAAAUGUAUGGGAGAAAUGAGAGCAGAAUUUCCUUUUUGUUUGUUUGUUUGAGAUGCAGAUUUGAGUCUUGAAGAGGAGUAUUAUAUAUGCAAAUUAUGCCCCACCCCAACCCUCUUGCAAGUCUUCCCACCGAGAGGUUAGCUAGUGAGGCUGUUAGCUAGUGAGGCUUCCCGUCCUGUCGGGGAGUGAGCCGUGUCAGCAGAGAGCCUGAGGCUAUGUGAAUGAAGGGAGGAGGCUGAACUUCAUGUCCUGUCUGAGUUCUGUUCUCGAAACGGGAGCUUGUGGGUUUGAAAACUUUUGUUUCUAAAUGGAGGAAUAGAUGACUUUAUUUUGGUGGGGGGUUGGGACUGUGGCUUUAAAACAAAUCGCUUUUGAGUAGGAUGUAUAUUUUUGUUGGAUAUUUUGUUUGUUUAUUUUUUUAGAGUCCUCCACAGCAACAUGAGAGACCAUGGAGAAACCCAGAGACCUUUAUCAAUUAAUUGUACUGUUUGUGAAUUUGUAUAAAUAACAAAGAUCCUCUUAAAACGUUUAUAUUCUUACAGCAAAAGGUUAAACUGAUAUUUAUAUAAUAAAAGAGGAAAUAUGAAGUAUGUUUUUGAAAAAAAAAGCACAAAAUCCCCCCCUUGUAUCUGUGAAUUAUUUUUAAGGCAUUGUGUGUCGGGUACAUGCUCAGGUGGGAGGUGUUAGGAGUGCACAGAAACUGGAACUAAGGUGGAGUUCAGCUGGCUCAUGUGCUGUAAGUUUAUGGUUGAGAAUUUCUUUUGUGUAAGAUUUACCACUGACAUCCAAAUGUUCUGUCUCUAGAAAUGUGAUCAGACUGGAGAGUUCUAUAAAUUUUGGUUUUAAACUGUCAACAUGGAAACUGAAAGAAAAUGAAACUUUUUUUUUUUUUUAAGAGACCAGACUUGGAAGAGUCAGAGUGGCCAGUUUCUUUUUGGGAAUGGUGGUGGUAGAGGUGAGAUCCAGGGUAACUGUGAAGAAGCCGGUCCUGAGCUCUGGAAAUGCGAGAGUAGGAGGGGUGUCCUCACAUUGGGUGCACAGUGAGGGACACGCAGUAAGACGCAGAGGGAGCCAGCCAUUGUUCCGGGGAAGUUGAAAGUGCUGUCCUAGCUGGCUGGCCCAGUCCUGCGUGCUCCUGUGUGUGUGCAGGUCCAGCGGAAGGGGGCAGCAGUGCUCUUUAACAUCCCCCUUCAGGCCUGCCUGCAUGCAGACCCUUUGCUGGGGCUUAGACUGGUCAAAGUUAAGGCACACUUUCGUUUGGAGCCCUUCUAGUGCCCAGGCUGGCCACUGAGCCAUUGGUAAGGGUACAGGCUGGAUUAAGGGCGGAUAGAUGGAUACCAGCAAUGUUAGCAUAGUUCUCCUACAUAGACAAGCAGCACUGUGACUUCUGUAAGCCGAGGGACAGAGGCGGGAGUGAGCGAGUCGCAGCCCUGGGUUCACGUUGGUGGGCUUUGUUUCUGAGGUCACUUUCUCCACUAGAAACCCAGGUUUCCUAGGUCAACCCAUCUUUCCUAGGUCAACCCAUCUUUCCCGGCAGACAGCUGGAACCCAGGUUGUUGCAGGGUGUGACGGUCCUGUACACUUUCUAAGCUUUAAGCCUGAACAACAGAAAAGCUGUGCCGUUCCUUUCUCAAGUCACCAAAACCUGCUCUGAGUCCCACACUAGAUCUAUCUUCCCUUUCUUUAGGGACAAUACAGAUUUCUAUUCCCUAAAGACAAAGCAUGCAACAACAAAAAGUAGGAAUCCUGGAGAGCAGUCUGAAUCAGGCCUGCUUCCUAGGAAUCUCACCCAGCUCCCAGGGUCCCGCUGUGGUCCGGUCUGUAAGUCACGCCGCGAUACCAGUCUCCAUCGGAUAAGCAAAUAAUCCCAC
Mus musculus (house mouse) is the source of this 4219-nucleotide messenger RNA. It is a transcript of the gene Fbxl14, whose product is annotated as F-box and leucine-rich repeat protein 14. The coding region runs from base 193 to 1395 and encodes 400 amino acids. Gene Ontology annotation, biological process: ubiquitin-dependent protein catabolic process. The record is from RefSeq and is marked validated. Gene Ontology annotation, molecular function: ubiquitin-protein transferase activity. Gene Ontology annotation, cellular component: cytoplasm. The transcript has a single exon. Lineage: Eukaryota; Metazoa; Chordata; Mammalia; Rodentia; Muridae.